Messenger RNA from Magnolia sinica, 1354 nucleotides. RefSeq names its product expansin-A10-like. The record is from RefSeq and is a predicted model, not a curated record. The transcript has 4 exons. Bases 140 to 874 code for a protein of 244 amino acids. Gene Ontology annotation, biological process: plant-type cell wall organization. NCBI's taxonomy places the organism in Eukaryota, Viridiplantae, Streptophyta, Magnoliopsida, Magnoliales, Magnoliaceae. Gene Ontology annotation, cellular component: extracellular region.
ACGGUCUACAGCUCAAGUAUCAGUUACGUGUGACAUUUGGACCACCUAACCUCUAUAUAUACCGCCCCAACGCCAUCACACUCAUCACAAAUCCUUCCCAUUUCCCACACAAUCCCUUUCUCUCUCUCCAAUCGUUCCCAUGAAAAUGGCCCAUCUUGGGAUAUUCCUAGUGGGUUUUCUCUGUGUGUUGAAAUCUGUACAUGGGUAUGGAUAUGGUGGGGGUUGGAUUAAUGCUCACGCCACCUUCUAUGGAGGUGGUGAUGCAUCUGGGACAAUGGGUGGGGCUUGUGGCUAUGGGAACUUGUAUAGUCAAGGGUAUGGGACAAACACAGCAGCAUUGAGCACAGCCCUUUUCAACAAUGGGCUAAGCUGUGGGGCUUGUUUUGAGCUUAGGUGUGUGAAUGACCCACAGUGGUGCCUCCCAGGCGUCAUUGUGGUCACUGCCACUAAUUUCUGCCCACCUGGAGGAUGGUGUGACUCACCCAACCAGCAUUUUGAUCUCUCUCAGCCUGUCUUCCAGCACAUUGCUCAAUACAGAGCUGGGAUUGUACCUGUUGCUUAUAGAAGGGUACCCUGCAGGAAGAGGGGAGGGAUCAGGUUCACCAUCAACGGCCAUUCCUACUUCAACUUAGUCCUGAUAACAAACGUGGGAGGUGCUGGUGAUGUGCAUGCCGUUUACAUCAAAGGAUCAAGGACAGCAUGGCAGCCAAUGUCCAGGAACUGGGGCCAGAACUGGCAAAGCAAUUCAUACCUCAAUGGCCAGGCUCUCUCUUUCAAGGUCACUACUGGUGAUGGCCGUAGCGUGGUGUCCUACAAUGUCGCUCCUCCUGGCUGGUCCUUUGGCCAGACCUUUUCUGGUCGCCAAUUCCUCUAGACUCUCUCUCUCUCUCUCUCUCUCUCUCUCUCUAAGCUAAGUGAAGCAGUGCUGCUAUGUUUAGCUGGUGGAGUGGACCAGUUAAUAGUAAAUAGUAGCAAAUACUAGUGUUGGGUCUACAUGAAAAGGGGCUUAUUUUAAAAUGGUCCUAAUCAUUUUAAUUGGGCUUUUUCUAUUAUUGGAGGCUAUUUUGUUAUCAAAGAAGGGGCUUUAAUGAGAGGAAUGAAAAUAGUCCUGUACUGUUCUGGUAUUACUGAUGCUAGCAGUGGUGGAUUUUUACCACCCGCCAGUAGUAGUAUAUAUGUAGAGGGUUUUAUUUUUCUCUUUUUAUUGGGCAUAUUGCUUUUAUUAAUUGAGUAAUUGUAAUCAGCUAGUUGCUGAGUAUGCGCACUUCAUAAAUGUUGCUAUAUGAGACAGUAAAUGUAAAUUUCCAAGUUCCUGGUAAUGAAAUGGAAUUUAUCUUUGAUGUGUUUGUAUCAA